This is a messenger RNA of Penicillium angulare, 1221 nucleotides long. Its product is annotated as fumarylacetoacetate hydrolase family protein. The coding region runs from base 1 to 1221 and encodes 406 amino acids. The transcript has 3 exons. The record is from RefSeq and is a predicted model, not a curated record. Gene Ontology annotation, molecular function: fumarylacetoacetase activity. NCBI's taxonomy places the organism in Eukaryota, Fungi, Ascomycota, Eurotiomycetes, Eurotiales, Aspergillaceae. Gene Ontology annotation, biological process: L-phenylalanine catabolic process; L-tyrosine catabolic process; homogentisate catabolic process.
AUGACAUCACCAGAGUAUAGCAGCCAUUUCUCGCUGGCCAAUAUUCCAUUUGGAGUCGCAUCAUCUACAUGUCACCCAAAUCCACAAUGCGUGACUCGCUUACAGAACAAUGUCAUCUUCUUAGAUGUACUACAUCAGUCUGGCGUUUUCGCAAAAGUCUCGGGUCUACCUAAAGAUGUGUUCAACAAACCAGUUUUAAACGAGUAUGCCGCGCUAUCCAAACAACUUCACCGUGAAGUACGGAAAAUCCUUCAAACUGCAUUAAAAGAGGAAUUGCCACAGAACAGUAUACAGGAUGUUCGAGAUGUCACUCUCCAUUUGCCCGUCGCCGUAGGCGGCUUCACAGAUCUGACCCGCAUCAACCCGGAAGACUUCUCGUGUAGUCUCCACCAUGUCCAAAGAGCAGGAAAAGCAAUUAUCAAUGACGAGAGACCUCCGCCCGGAUUCUUCAACUUCCCAAUCGGAUAUAGCGGUCGCGCUAGCACGAUAGUGGUUUCGGGUACUCCCAUCAUCCGGCCGAAGGGACAUUUCUUCGAUCGCACCUCGACUUCAGAGAAGAAACCGAUUAUAUACGGGCCGUCAAGGGUGAUGGAUUGGGAAUUGGAGAUGGGAUUCAUUGUCGGCCAAGGAGUUUCACGUUUGGAAGGGGUGAAUGCGAAGGAUGCAGAUGAAAAUAUCUUCGCUCGGGAUAUCCAAGGUUGCGAGAUGAUCCCACUGGGUCCCUUGAAUGGCAAAGCAUUUGGAACAAGUAUUUCGCCUUGGAUUGUCACGCUUGAUGCUCUAGCUCCCUUCGCCACGCCAGGACCCAAAGCAGAAGCCGUACUCGCCAGUCACCUGGAAGAUGUGGUGAAAUCCAGUUACGAGAUUGAUUUCAAGGUGGAAUUGAUCAUUGAAGAUCAAGUGACGACUGUCAGCGAGUCAAAACUCCAGGACUUACACUGGAGCGGCCGGCAAAUGUGUGCCCACCUUGCCAGUAGUGGGGCCGAUCUUCGAACUGGAGAUAUCCUGGGCACAGGCACAAUUAGCGGCCCUGAUGAAAGGAGCAUGGGUUGCCUCCUGGAAAUCACAAGUGGUGGCAAGGAACCAUUGGCUCUGGAUAAUGGAGAAAAGAGACACAUGUUGCAAGAUUGGGAUACUGUUCGUAUGACAGCAGUAGCUGGCGGAUCAACUUCCGGGGUUGGGUUUGGAGAAUGCGUUGGUCAACUGCAGCCAGCAAGGUAG